Molecule: messenger RNA, 960 nt
Organism: Miniopterus natalensis
Lineage: Eukaryota; Metazoa; Chordata; Mammalia; Chiroptera; Miniopteridae
Product: olfactory receptor 5AP2-like
Biological process (GO): G protein-coupled receptor signaling pathway
Cellular component (GO): membrane
Molecular function (GO): olfactory receptor activity
Source: RefSeq, a predicted model, not a curated record
AUGACACCUGGAGAACUAGCCCUUGCCAGUGGCAACCACACCCCGGUGACCCGGUUCAUCCUGCUGGGCUUCUCUAGUUACCCAGACCUCCAGGAGCUGCUUUUCGGGGCCUUCCUGCUCAUCUACGCCAUGACGGUGGUGGGCAACCUGGGCAUGCUGGCGCUCAUCCUCACAGACCCUCGUCUCCACAGCCCCAUGUAUUUCUUCCUCAGUGUCCUCUCUUUUCUCGAUAUUUGUUACUCCUCUGUGGUCACGCCCAAGCUGUUGGUCAACUUUCUGGCCUCCGAUAAGUCCAUCUCUUUUGAGGGCUGCGUGGCCCAGCUGACCUUCUUCGUGGCCCAUGUCACAGCCGAGAGCUUCCUGCUAGCCUCCAUGGCCUACGGCCGCUUCACGGCCAUCCGCCGACCCCUCCAUUACAGCGCUGUCAUGACCAAGGGGACCUGUCUCCGCCUGGUGGCUGCUUCUUAUGCACUGGGUGGAGCGAACUCCGCUCUCCAGGCUGGGGAUGUCUUUGUCCUGCCUUUCUGUGGGCCCAACCAGGUGGCACACUUUUUCUGUGACAUCCCACCCCCUCUCCGCCUGGCGUGUGCCAACACGGCCACCGUGAGAGUGGUCCAACGCGUCGUCUCUGCUCUAGUUACGCUCGUGCCCGCUGCAGUCAUCGUCGCCUCCUACGGCUGGGUCUUGGUGGCCAUCGGGAAGAUGCGCUCGGCAGCUGGGAGGGACAAGGCCCUCUCCACGUGUGCCUCCCACUUCCUGGCCAUUGCCAUUUUCUAUGGCACCGUGGUUUUCACGUACGUUCAUCCUCGUGGAUUCGCUAGUGACAUCAGUGGCCAAGUAGUGUCCGUCUCCUACACCAUCAUCAUCCCCAUGCUCAACCCCUUCAUCUGCAGCCUCCGAACCAAGGAGGUGAAGGGCGCCCUGCAGAGGCAGCUCCGGGCCCGCACCUGCCCCUGCUGA